UAAUCGCGCACUCGUUGACGUGUAAAAUAGCUGGAAAAACGGAAAAUCACGGCGGAAAUUCGCGUGAUGUUAAGCUGGUUGAUUUUAUGCCCGAUCAAUCUAGGAUGCAUUAAUUAUAUUUUUGUGUUGUCAAGUUGACACUUAACGCAUAAAUGCGAGCACAAAGUAGAUGGUUCACCGUUCGUUAAUCUUAUUAAUAUUUCUUGCUAUUCAUUCUCUCGUAAAUUCUCUUCAUCCAAUUCAUGGCAGAUACACCAGAAAUAUAGAUGGAUAUCAAUUAGCAAUCCCUAGGAAAUUAAAUAGAAAUGGAAAGUUUUUAUCAUUUUCAUUACCACAUUUCUAUAAACACAACGGAGACGAAAUUUUAGAUAACAUUCAAACGCGAAGGAGGAGAAGUAUUGACGAUGCCGUUCAUUAUGGUGUUUUAAUAGAUGGGGAAUAUCACAAAUUAAGAUUAUGGCCAAAUAGAAAAUUAUUAUCUCCAAGAGCUAUUAUUGAAAAACGUAAUCCUAAUAUUAAACCCAACGAGAGGUACGUUCGUAGUUUAGAUGGUGAAAAAAUAUGUCAUUAUACAGGAAAAAUCCGAGGACAAAGAGAUUCUAAAGUAGCUUUAUCAACUUGUAAUGGAUUGGCAGGUUAUAUCAUGAACAAAGGUGACAGGUAUUUCGUUGAACCCUUAGCAGGGCAUUCUCCUAAUAAAAGAGGUCAUCACGUUCACAUGAUUUAUAAAAGAAGCACGUCAGAGCGAAUACAUAAACCUAUUAAGCAUUGUGGAACUGAUGAUGAUUGGGCAGCUGCAUGGAAAGAACAAUUAAAAAGGAAUUAUGAAUUGUACGGUGGAUUUAGAAAUGAAUCGAAAAGAGGGUUACAAAGUAUUCAUAGACAUAUGGAAAUUCUUAUUGUUUGUGAUAAAAGGUUUAUAGAACAUCAUAAAAAUGAAGAUAUUUUGCAAUAUAUUUUAACUGUGAUGAAUAUGGUUUACGAUUAUUACCACGACGCCACCGCCGGAAAUCAGGUUGAUGUUAUUAUCGUGAGGAUUAUUUACUUGGAAAAAGAAGAGGAAGAAAUCGAUCUUCUCAUCAAUCAUGAUUCGUCUAAAACUUUAGAGAGCUUUUGCAAGUGGCAAAUCACUGUAAAUCCAAAAGAUAUUCAUAACCCAAACCAUCACGACGUUGCUGUUUUAUUAACACGUCACGAUCUUUGCGCUACUAAUGGAGGAAGUUGUGAUUUAAUGGGAUUAGCGUAUGUUGGAACAGCUUGUAAUCCAAAUAAAAAUUGUGGAAUCAAUGAAGAUGCUGGGUUACUUUUAGGAAUCGUGGUUGCACACGAAGUUGGUCACAUAAUGGGGUGUGCUCACGAUACCCCUCAAGAUUCAGGAUGCGAAUCGAAAGAUUCGGAGGGUAGUUAUCAUAUUAUGGCUCCUUUCGUUCAUUUAAACACGCGAAGAUGGUCCGCUUGUAGCAAAACUUUUAUGACCACACUUUUCGACAAUGAUUUAGGGGAAUGUCUCAAUGAUGAACCAGAGGUAUCUUUGUACCAAUACGAAAUGGUUUUACCCGGUGUGGUUUACGAUAGUGAUUAUCAAUGUCGACAAAUCUUUCCGGGGAGCGAAACUUGCAUAAUCGAUCCGAUGAAGAGUUGUGAAGAAUUACUUUGUCGAAAACCAGGGGAGGAUUCUUGUAAAUCAGAUGGAUCUCCGCCCGCCGAAGGUACCAAAUGCGGCCCAAAUAAGUGGUGUAUAAAAAUGAAGUGUGUGGAGGUUGGAGAGAGACCACAAGCUACAAAUGGGGGAUGGGGAGAGUGGAGUGACUUUAGUAAAUGUUCGAGGACUUGUGGUGGUGGGGUUUCUUACGCAUCUAGGAAUUGUGAUAAUCCUAUUCCAAAAAAUGGGGGAAGAUAUUGUAUUGGGGAGAGGAAAAAAGUAAAAAUUUGUAACACCACGCCAUGCCCAGAAGGAUGUCCUAGUUAUCGAGCCGCUCAGUGCUCUGAGUAUAACAAACAACCAUGGGAAGGAAGAAUUUACGUUUGGUUACCAUAUCUUUUAAUUGAUAAACCUUGCGAACUACAUUGUAUCAAUCAAGAUAAUGUUUACGUAAAAUUAGCACCGCGAGCAAAAGAUGGUACUAAAUGUAAAGCAGGAACGCAUGAUAUGUGCAUUUCCGGUCAUUGCGCUAAAGUGGGAUGUGAUUUUCAAAUCAAUUCAAAUGCGAUAGAAGACAUUUGCGGAGUAUGUCAGGGAGACGGUACAACUUGUAAAUCGGUUGAGAAUACGUACGCUGGUCCACCUGGCCACGAAUACGUAAAGAUCGUCGUCAUUCCUAAGGGAUCUAGAAAUAUUAUAGUAGACGAAAAAGCUCCCUCCGUCAACACAAUCGCCGUCAGCGAUGAGGAUAAUAAGUAUUAUUUAAAUGGAGAAUUUACCGAAGUUGUUGAUGGCGAAAAGGAUUUUGGGGGAGUUGAAGGAAUGUACACUCAUCCAGAACCGGGUAAAGAAUUAUUAGAAAUUCAUGGACCGCUUAAGAAAAAUUUAGUGGUAUACGUUGUUUUUUAUCAAGCAGAAAACGUCGGAUAUUUUUAUAAUUACGCAGAACCAUCUCUUCAUUCAAAUUAUCAACCCCAUUAUCAUUGGGAAUUUUUAGAAUGGAACGAUUGCUCCGUGAGAUGCGGAGGAGGGACGCAAUCUUCAGAACCGAGUUGUGUUGAAGAAAAAGCUGGGAGAGUUUCCGACACGUUUUGUCACAACAUGGAAAAACCUAUUGCGAUGGUAAGAAGAUGUAAUGACGCACCAUGCAAAGUGAAGUGGAGAACCGGAAAGUGGAGUAAAUGUACGGCUUGUAAAAACCAAUCGGGUAUUAGAGUUCGUGAAGUUGAAUGUGUAAGAGAAAAUCCAAUUAGUGGAGCUGAUGAUAUCUUAGUGGAAGAUACUUUUUGUCCCCCUCCGAAACCAGGUACAAGAGAACUUUGCGACGCCCAGAAAUCGUGUACGAAAAAGCGCGAAAUCGAAAACGAAAUUCCUUCUUACAUACUCCGCGAACUUUGGUAUCAAACAAUCGUCGAUUACGUUAACGCCGAUUCAGCUGUAAGAAGAAGCAUAAUGAGCGCUCCACGUACGAUGAGGACAAUUAAUCGAGAUUUAAAACGUCACCUUCAAAAAUCUCUCAGCACCAAUCCCGAUGAAUGUCUUAAACUUCCGAUGCGCACCAAUCCAAAGAAAGAGAAGCAAUUAAAUAAAGGCGAUUUACACGUGGGAACAAUUAUUCAAGAUCGUAUUCCAAACGACGAACUUAAACUGAUUGAAAUUCCAUUGAAACAAUUAGGGGUUUCAAUGAACAUCUCAGAUUCGGUGUUUGAGAGUUUAGGAGAACAGGUUCCUGAUACUUUAGAUUUUGAACAUAAAAGAGUUUGUACUGGAAAACAAGCGGCUGAUAAAUUAACAGCUGCGGCUCAUAUGAAUAAUACAAUAUAAAAUUAAUUUUUAAAUUUAUUUUUAUAUUUUUAAAUAAAGUAUUUUUUGAAAC
Onthophagus taurus is the source of this 3518-nucleotide messenger RNA. RefSeq names its product A disintegrin and metalloproteinase with thrombospondin motifs 6. Gene Ontology annotation, cellular component: extracellular matrix. The record is from RefSeq and is a predicted model, not a curated record. Gene Ontology annotation, molecular function: metalloendopeptidase activity. Gene Ontology annotation, biological process: extracellular matrix organization; proteolysis. Lineage: Eukaryota; Metazoa; Arthropoda; Insecta; Coleoptera; Scarabaeidae.